Symbiodinium sp. CCMP2592 is the source of this 546-nucleotide messenger RNA. NCBI's taxonomy places the organism in Eukaryota, Dinophyceae, Suessiales, Symbiodiniaceae. The record is from the annotation of a GenBank genome assembly.
AUGAAAACAGAAAUGGUUUCAAUUGCGCCUGAUCGUAGGACCCGAACCGUGGAGGUCGGUUCCUUUGCGGCCAGUUCCCUGCUCCGCUCGUCGAGCGUUGUGGAGCCGUUGGAAGGCAGCACCGGUGCUUGGCAAAGCUCCAUUGAUGCAGUCAAAAGCCUUCGGUGCUCCAACCUGAAGUUGGACAUUGUCAGCGGCAAUGCGAUGCUGGUCACGGCUUCAACCGCACAGCGCUGGGGCUGGAUCCAAGCUCUAUCCAUGCUAGCCGAAAUGGCUUUCUGCAGUUUGGCCCUGUCGGAGGUGAGCUGCCGUGUUGCUGUGGCAGGGUGUGCAGCCCAAAGCUGGACUGGUGCACUGGCACUGCUGUUUGGCAGCCCUGCUGAGCCAGCGAAUGCUUGGAUGCCAGUGGAGCUCAACUCCUGCGCCAUCGCCUGUGAAAGGAUGCAGCAUCCACUCCCGAUGCAGCCUUUGUUGCACUUGACGGAGAAGCAAGGGGCCAGCGUGCUCCACAGCACGCGAAUCCGCGAAGUUUGUCGGAGCUGCUGA